CCGCCGCUGCUGCUGCCGCCCCCGGAGCUGGAGGUGCGCGGCGCGGGGGCGGGCGUGUGGGCGCGCCAGGCGCUGCCCCGCGGGGCGCGCUACGGGCCCUUCCUGGGCAAGUGGCUGCCGCAGCCCGCCGACCACCGCCUCGCCUGGGAGGUGCGCGUGUGCGGCAGUGAGAUUCGCGGUUUCCUUGACGGGACGUUCGAACUCAAUAACUGGCUAAAGUACGUGCGGUGUGCGCGCAACGACAACGCUCCAAACCUUCGGCCCCUGCUAAUUGCUGGGCAGAUCUUCUACGAGACGACGCAAGAGGUGGGCGCGUACGAGGAGCUGGUGCUGGGCCCGCGCGAGCCGCUGCAGCUGGAGGCGCACCCGUCCCAGCAGCCGGCGCACGCCCACGCGCAGGGCCAACCGCCGGGCGCGCACCACGGCGAGUCCACCACCUCCGACGACCGCAGCGACCGCGAGACCGAGUCGCAGCACUCGGGGACCGUUGAAGAGGAGCGGGACGACGAUGAGGAGGUAGACGCGCGCUGCGCCGUCUGCUCCAAGGAGUUCCCGGACGCCGAACAACUGGACGAGCACCUGCUGUCGGUGCACGCGUUCCCCGCCGACGAGCAGCACAAGUGCGAGGCGUGCCCCGCCGUCUACGGCAGCCGGCAGGCGCUGUCCAGGCACCGCGCGCUGCUGCACCGCUGCGCCGACCCUCUGAAGCGCUACCCCUGCGAGAACUGCUCCAAGGUCUUCUCGGACCCGAGCAACCUCCAGCGCCACAUUCGCAGCCAUCACGUGGGGGCGCGCUCGCACGCCUGCCCCGAGUGCGGCAAGACGUUCGCCACCUCGUCCGGCCUCAAGCAGCACACGCACAUACACUCCAGCGUCAAGCCGUUCCAGUGCGAGGUCUGCCUCAAGGCGUACACGCAGUUCUCGAACCUGUGCCGGCACAAGCGCAUGCACGCCGACUGCCGCAUGCAGAUCAAGUGCGCCAAGUGCGGCGACACCUUCAGCACGGUGACGUCGCUGUCCAAGCACAAGCGCUACUGCGACUCGACGCCGGGGCCCGGGCCCGGUGUGGCGGCGGGCGGGGGCGGCGGAGGAGGUGGCGGGGGCGGCGCGGCCCGCGGGCUGCUGCCGCCGCUGUCGGCGCUGCCGGCGCCCUUCCUGCUGUACCCGCCGCGGCCCUUCUACGCCCCCGCGCUGCUCGAUGCCGCCGCCGCCGCAGCCGCUGCCUACCCUUCACUCUACACCGCGGCACCGUCUUUCAUGCACAACUCGCUCAUCUUCCCACCGCACCAACGUAUUGACAGGGCGGAGGAGGACAGCGGCAGCCGGGCGCUGCAGCAGCAGCAGCAGCAGCAGCAGCUGGAGCAGACGCCGCCACCGGCCCAGACCCGUCUGUGCGCCGAGGAGCAGCGCUUCAGUCCCCGCCAGCAGCAGCAGCCGCCCGCACAGCAGUUGCAGCAGCCAGCUGGGUACAUCUCGCCCCACCCACCCACCGCCGCGCCGGUCGCUGCUAGCGGCGCUAAGCACAAGGUGUCGCCACCUUCCGCAGACGAGGCGGUGUCGCAGCUGCGGCCGUCGCCCGCGAGGCCACCCCUGGCCGCCACAUACCCGGACCCCCGCGGAGCAUUGCCGCAGCCGCGGGCGCGCGAGCUGCAGCUGUCGGAGGACGACGACGCCGAUUCCAACAGCGACGGCCGCUCUGCUGGCGACGGCGACGGCGACCUCGGGGGCGGCCGCGAGGACGAGGCCAGCGGCGGCGAGCAGCCGCACGACCUGCGCCUCGCACUAGCCGCCUCUUCCCCAGCCUCCGAUGCCGCCGCCCCGGACAGCGAAUCUUCCGCCGGCGAACUGAAGCGCAAGCGCUGCGACCAGCCGCUCGACCUCCGGGUGCAGAAGCGUCGCUACAGUGAAGAGAGACCUCCCGGUGCUGACUUUCUCGGCGCCGGUACCUCCUUUCCCGAAGACAGAAGGUCACUCUCUUCCAACGUCUCUACACCGAGUACCGUGAGUCCUUCGACACCGUCACCUCAGCAUCACCAGCUCUCGUCGGAUCGGAGCGACGCUUGGAACGCCAAAGAAACGCCGCAGAAGUCUCCCAGAACGCCGACGCCGCUCUUAGCAGAGAAACGUCGUUCGCCGUCGGCUUCUCCGGCGUCGGGUUUCCAGAGGCAGGAAACCCCGCCGCAGCAGCCGGUGGCAGCUGUACGACCACUGUCACCACCGGUGGAGAAUCCCACGGCGCCUGUGUCGUCUUUGGCUGUGACGCCGACGAGCCUGACCAAACUGCCGCCUAUGGCGUACCCGCGGCCACUGCACCCUGUGUACCUGGACGCGUUUUACCGCUCUCCUUCAUUCCCGACCUUUCAGGCCGCCACCCACCACGACCGGCUGCUACCACCGCCUCCACCACCUCCAGCUGCUUUUGGAAGGAGCUUCCCACCGUACCUGAACCCUCUCACCAAUGGCAUCGCAAACGGUCACCAUCAUCCCAUGUUGGCUGGGCGGCAUAACCCGUAUGACAUGCUGCGAACCCCGCUGCCGGGAUUCGCGAGCGGUGGAAAGCCGUACCAGGACAUUCUAAGUGGAGGUAGUGCUUUAGGCGCCAGUGGCUGUGGAACGGGCCCUCCAGCCGGCAGUGGGCACAACGGAGGCAGCGGCAGCAGCGCAGGCGGACCGGGAUCCGCUCCCAAUGGUGCAACAGGCGGCAAGGUUAAGGAUCGCUACAGUUGUAAAUUCUGCGGCAAGGUGUUCCCUCGAUCUGCCAAUCUGACUCGCCACCUACGCACUCAUACGGGGGAGCAGCCGUACAAGUGCAAGUACUGCGAGCGCUCCUUCAGCAUCUCGUCCAACCUGCAGCGGCACGUGCGCAACAUCCACAACAAGGAGAAGCCGUUCAAGUGCCCGCUCUGUGACCGCUGCUUCGGCCAGCAGACCAACCUCGAUCGCCACCUGAAGAAACACGAGGCAGACGAUGGAAGUGGGGUCGUCGCCGUAGCGGACAGCCCAGACAGUAAUGAGAACGAGCGCGAAGACGCCUGUUUUGACGAGAUCCGCAGUUUCAUGGGCAAAGUGGCAGCCUACUCGUCACCUCUGCCACUGCCGCCACCUCCUCCAUCGUCGAUGGGCGCUGAAGCUCAUAUGGCCCACCUAUACCACAGCUCUAGUGCUCCUCAAGCAUCACCGGCGCUUGGGUUGCAGCACAUCCCCACUCAGCCACAUCUCUUCAGUCAGCCACAACAACAACAACAACAGCAGCAGCAACAACAACAAAUAUCAGCUACAGGCUUGCAGGCAGUGGCAGACUUGGUUAUCAAGCGAGAGCGAGACAUCGAUUCGGAGACGGAAGAUCACUGUGCUGGCGAGUCACCACGAACGUCACCUGACACAGGCAGGAACGAAAUGAAUCGUCAGGAACACUUGCAGGUGCCGCCUUUGGAGCUGCAGACGCCCGUUUCUUUCGAAGUAAAAGUAAAGGCGGAAAAGCCAAUAAAAGAAGAAAUUCCUACAAACAACAAUUGUGCCGAGCAUGACAUCAUCGAAGUGUCCACCUGACAGGGAUCGGAAUGACAGUGUCCCAUGUGGGAAAUCUGAAAUCUCAUUGUAUAGUUCCUAAAGGGCUGCAUGUUCACGAUUCUGUUGUGACUGAUCGAUCGUCUCUGUCUCAUUACGAAAUAGUUGGACACAGGGGAAUCCAGUCAAGACUGUAAACAACAGUAAAAAAGCAGCAGUUGUUUCUCCAAGGGAGUGUAUAUUAUGUGAAACUAUGGUUCUCUUCACGUGCAAAUAUCAGAAGAACAAAGUAUUUGUGUAUUUUUUAUGUUCUUUUUCGUACUUAGUACUCCACAAUGUGUGAUAAACAGCCAAAGCCAAAAUGUACUAUUUCUUGUGUGAGAAGUUAUUUAGUCACAGUGUAACUGAAAGAGACGCUACGGUUCGAUAACUGAAAUAUUUCUGAGACACUUUCAGAUAAAUGCAAGUAGCUACGAAAGAAGCUACAAAAAACGUUUUGACUUUUCAUUGCUGUUGAUAUACACACUAGUCCAUGUCUGAUGAUAAACAAUUUAUAUCAACUUAAGUUACCAUCAUAUGUAUCAGCAUGUCAAGCCAAGUAAAUCUCUCCUUGUACUAAUAUAAGUCUGUAAAGCUUAUUUUGUUAUGAUUUGUCAGUGAUAUUGUAAUAUUUAUAUGAAAUACAAUUUCAGACUCAAUUCACUGUGAGGCUCCAUGCAGUUCUCAUCAGCACUAUAGGUUCUUUUAUCAUUUAACUUCAUUAUCUGGUAAAAAAUAUCCGCUAAGAUACUCAUUACAAAUCUCCGGCCUAACUGCACUCUGACUUCGACUGGUGUAUAGCACCAGAAGAACUUAACUUAUCAGUGUCUCUGUAUAGUAAUUCUCAGCACGUCUGGGCUCAUAAGGUCUGCACUCUCCAUUUACCUGAAUGUUUCUUCUGUUAGAUCUGCUGCUAUAUUUAUCAGGACUGUACAUAUUACAAUUCAUAUACCUGCCUCUGGUGCUCAACAUUUCAACACAACUCUGUUGAACCAUUUUCUGUAUGUAAAAAUACUGUAUAAUUCAAGGAACUUUACAUAUCAAACAUAAGAACCAGUUCAGUUCAACAUAUCACAAUGCUUCCCUGUAGUAGCCAACACGAAAAAAAAUGUUUUUAGACCUCACUUACGUGAAAGCAGCUGAGAGAUCUAACUGACUGUUUAAUGUGGAACUGCGAUAACAGUGCUGGGCAACAGGCAGCCAUAAGGAAAAGCAACAAUGAAAACAAAUUGUCAAGGUGGUUUUCUUACUUAAUGUCUUUAGUAAACUGGUGUACAAAAUUUUAAUGGUAUCAGGAUCUGAUAACGAUAAGCUCCUGUGGCAAAUAUUAGGGCUAUCGUCCGUGUAUUGUGUCUGUUGCCCACCCGAAAGGUGUGUUAGCUUUAAUAACAAUUUUUAUGAAGUGUUUUCAAGUGCAGAUAUGACGCUCUUACGUAGGAAACCAGUUGUUAAGUGUUCAUAAGAUCAGCAUCACAUAUCACUAACGAAAUAAGCACGAAAUUGUUUAAGCAGUUCACAUUAAUUCGUCUUAUGGGGAUGCUCAACAUCAUAAUGACGUUUUAAAAUUUUAUGUAUUGAUAUCCUACACAGUUCAAACUACUUUAUGACCGGUGUUCAUGCUGUGCCAUUCAUAUAACUAAUUGUUAGAGAAAGUAUUAUAUCGUCUAAAAUUUGGUGUGUAUUCUCCAGAUAUUGUAAAAAAUGUGUUUAAAUAUUGUUGGUACAAUUUAAAAAUGUCCUUCAACAAUAAAUAUGUAUCUACACAAUCACUUAUUAAGCAGUCAGUUAUGCAUAUCAAAACAAAUAAAGCUUGUUUCCAGUACAAGAACAAUUGAAA
Molecule: messenger RNA, 5383 nt
Organism: Schistocerca gregaria
Lineage: Eukaryota; Metazoa; Arthropoda; Insecta; Orthoptera; Acrididae
Product: transcription factor hamlet-like
Exons: 9
Cellular component (GO): nucleus
Source: RefSeq, a predicted model, not a curated record